ACUCUUCAACGCAUAACAGAAGCUGAGAAGGGAGAAGAAAAGGAAACAAGGAACAAGGAUUAUAGCAAUGGCAACCAACGGAGAUGAGAAGCAAAACGAAGCUGGAAGGCACCAAGAGGUUGGCCACAAGAGCCUUUUGCAGAGUGAUGAUCUUUAUCAGUACAUUCUGGAGACCAGUGUCUACCCAAGAGAACCUGAAUCCAUGAAAGAGUUGAGAGAGUUGACAGCAAAGCACCCAUGGAACAUCAUGACAACCUCUGCAGAUGAAGGGCAAUUCUUGAACAUGCUCCUUAAGCUUAUCAAUGCCAAGAACACCAUGGAAAUUGGUGUUUACACUGGUUACUCCCUGCUUGCCACCGCCCUCGCUCUUCCUGAAGAUGGAAAGAUCUUGGCCAUGGACAUUAAUAAGGAGAAUUACGAACUGGGUCUGCCUGUAAUUAAAAAAGCUGGUGUUGCCCACAAAAUUGAUUUCAGAGAAGGCCCUGCUCUCCCAGUUCUUGAUGAAAUGGUUAAAGACGAAAAGAACCAUGGGAGCUUUGAUUUCAUCUUUGUGGAUGCCGACAAAGACAAUUACCUUAAUUACCACAAGAGGCUGAUUGAUCUUGUUAAGGUAGGAGGUGUGAUCGGGUACGACAACACCUUGUGGAACGGGUCUGUGGUGGCACCCCCUGAUGCUCCUCUUAGGAAGUAUGUUAGGUAUUACAGGGACUUCGUGUUGGAACUCAACAAGGCUUUGGCUGUGGACCCCAGGAUUGAGAUCUGCAUGCUUCCGGUUGGUGAUGGAAUCACUAUCUGCCGUCGGAUCAAGUGAUUGCCUCUUGUAGACAAUCAUGAUCCACCGUUGAUUCACCCUUUUCAUUAUUAAGUCGGAGCUAAAGCAUUUAAAAGCAAUCAAGCCUUUUCUUUUUUUUCUUUUUACAAAAUAUUUGUGUCUGUAUUAUUCUCUUAUUAUUGUUGAUAUGGAAACGGUGGAUAAUUCAAACUUCUAUAAAAUGUUAUCCAUUAAUUACUACAAGUAUUGUAAAUCUUAUUUAUUCGCA
Messenger RNA from Gastrolobium bilobum, 1040 nucleotides. Its product is annotated as caffeoyl-CoA O-methyltransferase. The record is from RefSeq and is a predicted model, not a curated record. The coding region runs from base 68 to 811 and encodes 247 amino acids. The transcript has 5 exons. Lineage: Eukaryota; Viridiplantae; Streptophyta; Magnoliopsida; Fabales; Fabaceae. Gene Ontology annotation, molecular function: O-methyltransferase activity; S-adenosylmethionine-dependent methyltransferase activity.